AUGCCUCCAGUUGAUGAAACAGGAUAUAGCGGCGCCUGUCCUUCAGAUCUGCGGCUUAGUAAAGCCAUAUCAACGGAAGAAAGUGUUGAAGAAAUACCCAAGUCUGGUAAGAUAGGAAUUUAACUUGAAUGACAGAUAACGAGAAAGAACAACCAACCACUUUUUUUCCUGGCAAUCAGUGGUUUCGCUACCUGUACCCAUGUACGCCCGCAAGUUGUCUAGCGUAAUUCAAUCAGUUAAUCAAAUAUUUAUUAUGUAAGGAUACAUAAAAGGAAACGUCGGAGGUUAUCCCUAUCGAGGACACUCCCUACAUAAUAUAUAAAAUAAAUAUACUACAAUGUAAAAUUUAAGAAUAAUUAAGAAAUGGCUAAAAACUUCUACAAAAUCAGUUUUACAAUACUUUCUAAGUUUACUUCAAAAAAUGCUGAAAUCCUGUUCGUGCACUAUUUAAUUAGGAAGAGCGUUCCACUGUUUAAUAAUUCUAACAAAGAAUGAGUGUACUUAUAAUUUGUUUAACAGUCUAAAUUAGCAUCUUGAAGUCCCAGGGGGCUUGAAGUCUCACCUAAGUUUGUGAGUUAAAUGAGGCAAAUUAGCUACAUACAAGAGCUUACAGUGACCCCAGAGAGGAUGUCCCCACCCCCCUCCUUUUUUCAGGGAGCUUAAGCAAAAGACUACGGCGACCACAACGAGAACGGCAAAAAGCAAUAGGUUUAUAUAAACAAAACAACAACUUUGUAAGUGAAUUACGCUUUUUUGUACACCUCUUUGCUGUCGUUGCACGACUACAACGUGAAUGUGCCCAAUUUCCCGUUUUGUCGAGGACGACCUGCAACACAAGACAACAACUUUUUUUUCCCGAAGUUCGUUACAGUCCUUUAGAAUUCAACUCCAAGAAAAUCUUCCAAAGCGUGAUAAAGUUUGAGGCAGCGCGAUUCACUGUUUUAAAACCUCUUUAUAAAGUUUGUAACAAAUUUUUGUUUUAAUCUGUCCGUUUACUUGAGACUACUGAAGCCACGUCUUUCGUCACAUGUUACUGAAAAAACUGUUCAGGAUUUUUGACUGUAAAACUAACAACUUCUGUUUCUAUCGGAAGUAAUUUGCUUUGACUUAAUGUUUUCCCUAGUGAGUUUUUUAAGGCUUGUAGGUAAGGAGUUCCAGCUGGUUUCAGCUUAGCCCCCUCCCCAAACACCCCCACUUCGAAACUUGCUCCGUGGUCCCUGAUAUUCCUUGGACUCAUCAAACUGCCCUCCUCCUCUUUAUUAAGAUAUAGCGGUAAUUGCACCCUAGACAGAUACAAAUAAGCAUUAAGAAAUUGUUGAACGAAUUUCUUUUUAGUACCACUACAGUCUUUAAACGAUGAAAGGGCACAAAGUGAAUCCCCUUUAGCCAGAACAGCAUCGGCUGCCCCAUUGCAGUCUUACGCUACUGUCUACAGUAGGCCUAACUCAAAUCCAACUGCUGAGCCAGAGAAAACUACUAAUAUGGAAACUACAGGGAAUGUGGAUAAACACAUUCCAACUGCAAAUGUCUGCUAUGGUGGGGACGUUGAAUUAGGAGAAGCCGUUAACCUCAAGACAGGAAGGCAGCUCUUCCGUUGGAAUCUGAUCUUUAAUCUCAUCUUGUGGAUCCUUGUUCCUCUUCCUAUCUGGUUGCCUUUCGUCUCCCAAGAGAUUUCGCUUUUUCUCCUUCCAAGCAUUCAGGGGGCCUUUAUCGUAUUCUGGAUUUGCGUCUGCUUGUUGGCCAUAAGAACUACAGCUGUCAUGUUUUGGCACAGAAAGACGGACUUCAAAUCCAAGUGCGACGAGUUGAUGAAGAAAUGUAACAAGGAUCCUGAAGCACAAACAGCUGACAAGACACCCAUCCAACACGUAGCAGUCUUAGCUUGUUAUAAGGAGCCUGUGGAUUUGAUUGCUGCUUCAGUUCAAACUCUGGCCAAUCAAACUGUUGCUUCCAGAGUAACCAUGGUGGUGUCAUUUGAGGAAAAAACUCCGAACCUGUGCAACAAACAGCAGGAUUUGGCAAAACUCUUCGGAUCACGAUUCCGUGAACUUAUUUUUGUUACUCACCCCUUUGGCAUGGAAGGAGAGAUCCCAGGAAAGUGUUCCAACAGCAACUGUGGCAUUAGGACAAGUAUAGCACACAUGAAGAGAAAGGCUGGCAGUAACUUUGAUCCAGAUAGGAUCCUUAUAACAACUGGCGAUGCAGACUCCAAAUUUCAUCCAAGAUACAUGGAAGCGCUGGAGUACAAAUACGAGCGAGAAUUCAUUAAAACAAAAGAUCUCGAUAGAAAGAUGGUAAACUGCUUGUUCCAGUCACCACUACUCUAUAACUGGAAUUUAGAUGCAGCAUCUGUUGUUACCAGAUUGACUGGCAUGUUGCGUGCAUUCCUCAUGAUGGGAGCCAUGAUUCCAUUUAAUGUCAACACUAUGAGCAUAUACAGCUUCUCAGCUUCUCUGUGCAUGGCUGGGCAGUAUAUCCAUCCUGCAUACCAGAUGGAAGAUAUAAUCGCUCUCAUAAGGUAAGAUGAAGCAACGUACAUACACAAAAAAGAGAACUGCACUCUUUUUGAACACCCCGUGUAUAAUCCGCUUAAGGAACACAACAAUUACUUUUUUCCUGAACUUUAUCCUCGGUAGUACAUUUAUAUCAUGAUUCGUGUUGCUAUAUUCUUUAUAUUGAGAAUCGCUAUGGCCGAGUGAGCAUGGCUAGUAUUAAUCAACUGAGUCAAGAAAGGCAAUUUACACCGAAAAAAGAUUGAAAAGCUAACUCGCACGCUAGUCCUUCGUCAGAGCGAACCAAGGAAUUGUACGUAGUGUGGUUCAUAUAUCGAGCGGCCGCGGAGCGAUCCUAUUUAAUAGUGUGAACUGGUAACAUAAAAAACAAGAAUAAUGUAGUUGAAUAAAAAGCGUUUAUUGAUUCCGAGGAGAUUUAGAGAACCGAUCUGAGACAUGAAUUUUAUUGCAGGUCACAAAGUUAGAUUUUUAGCAGGGAAGGUCAAUUUAUGGUACUGUUAUUGAUCUGUCUUUUUCCUUUUUGUCUGAUGACGUCACAGGUGGAUGGGAGUCUGCAAGAGACGGCUUCGCAUUGUAAUGGUUCCCGUACCCACUCUUUCCGGUCCAACAUCUGGAAGGGUGAUUGAGGAGGAGUUGGAGGAAUGGGCUCGACAGGCGCGAAGAUGGACCAUUGGAGCUGCUGAGGUGUUUCACUACUUCAUGGUCAAGUCAAACAAUAUUCCAUUCUUUACUGCCUUGUCCUGGGGAAUCACUUUCAUCAUCUAUUAUGGUAAUUACUUGUCUUUAUUUAUAAUCAUUAUCACUUUCACAAAAUUCUCCAAUUUGAUUGGCUAUCGGUAGCCCUGAUUUCAGCAUUAAUAACAAUACACCCUACAUGAGGUUCAACAAUGUAAUAGGACAACUCGUCACGUGACUCUCUUUGUCCCGUUGUCGAUUUUACGGAAUAAGCCGCCAUGCAGGGUUUUAUUUUGAAAAUAUAAGUGAUAUCACACAUUUGGAGCGAUUUUAAUCAAUUCGCUUAAUUCUGUCCAUCCCUUUUACAGGUAUUAUCUUGUGUUGCUCGUCACUCUACAGCGUUACGUUGGCGAUCUCCGUUAACUUUCUGUUUGUGGAGGUUCCAGUCAUCCUUGAGUGGGGAAUGUUAGCUUUCCUUGUGUUCAACUACGCUGUCUUCGCCUUGAUCUUCUUGUUGGAUCGAGUCACAGUCAGGCUGACGGAGCCGAGAGUAAAGGAGAGGAUCUCUUUUGUUAGAAAUCUUUACCAUUGGAUCGUAUCACCGUUUGUGCUGAUGGCCUACUCCAUAGUGGAACUGUACGCCCUACAUGAGGUCAUGAUACGAGGAAAGAAGGUGUGCAAGCACGGAGCAAGCAAAAAGGAUGCUCUUGGUUCUAAAUAA
Porites evermanni is the source of this 3909-nucleotide messenger RNA. Lineage: Eukaryota; Metazoa; Cnidaria; Anthozoa; Scleractinia; Poritidae. The record is from the annotation of a GenBank genome assembly.